Molecule: messenger RNA, 1003 nt
Organism: Populus nigra (black poplar)
Lineage: Eukaryota; Viridiplantae; Streptophyta; Magnoliopsida; Malpighiales; Salicaceae
Exons: 8
Coding region: 129-818 (229 amino acids)
Biological process (GO): rRNA processing; ribosomal large subunit biogenesis; ribosomal large subunit assembly
Cellular component (GO): nucleolus; preribosome, large subunit precursor
Molecular function (GO): RNA binding
Source: RefSeq, a predicted model, not a curated record
AAAGGUCUGCUAUUUCCUUCUAAAACCCUAAACCAAAGCAAGCAAAGCUCGCAACUUUGUUUCACUCUCGUUUAUAACCUUCUCUUGUCCCUUGAAGUAGUAAAGGAGCCGCCUUUCGUAAACUAACCAUGCCUAAGUCUAAGCGUAACAGGCCAGUUACUUUAUCAAAAACAAAGAAGAAGGGGAGGGAGCAUAAAGAGUCUAUAGUGAAUUCGAUAAGGGAUGCUGUGGAGAAAUACAAUUCUAUUUAUGUGUUUAGUUUUGAAAACAUGAGGAAUCUCAAAUUCAAGGAGUUCAGAGAACAGCAUAAAUUAACCAGCAGAUUCUUCCUUGGGUCAAACAAAGUGAUGCAGGUUUCUCUGGGCCGAUCUGCUGCUGAUGAAAUCAGGCCGGGUCUUCACAAAGUUUCUAAGCUUCUAUGUGGUGAUUCUGGACUUUUUCUUACCAACCUGUCAAGAGAAGAAGUUGAAAGGUUGUUUAAUGAGUAUGAGGAAUACGACUUUGCAAGGACAGGAACCACUGCAGCAGAAACGGUGGAACUUAAGGAAGGUCCCCUGGAACAGUUUACUCAUGAGAUGGAGCCCUUUUUGCGCAAGCAAGGGAUGCCUGUUCGGUUGAACAAGGGUGUGAUAGACCUUGUUUCAAACUUUGUUGUCUGUGAAGAGGGGAAGCCUCUCUCGCCCGAGUCUUCUCGCAUACUGCGCUUGUUAGGCACCAAGAUGGCCACCUUCCGACUUCACUUAAUUUGCCGAUGGAGCCCUGAGGAUUUUGAGCUUUAUAGAGAAGGUCUAGAUGAAUCAGAUGUUGAAUCAGCAUAAACCUAUGCAACUCAUUUGACUAUUUGCAAUGGUAUUCAUGUGAAAUCAAUCAAAAUCGUUGAGAGAAUACCUGUGUAAUUGAAGUUAAUUGCAGUAGGUGUUGAAUUUUUGUAGUUCAAGGUGAUACAGGAGCAAGAUCCUUUCUUUGUGUAAGUUGUGGUAAUCGAAGACAGCAUGUUAUUUUA